UUUAAUUCGUCUUGUUAAUACUUUUUAUUCAUUUUUUUUCAUAUCCCUUUUUUCAUUUCCAUAUAAUUCAUAAUUCAUAAAAUGGUUCCUCCUCCAGCUGAAAUUAGAAGAAAAUUGGUUAUAGUCGGUGAUGGUGCUUGUGGUAAAACAUGUUUAUUGAUUGUUUUUUCUAAAGGUACUUUCCCAGAAGUUUACGUUCCAACUGUUUUUGAAAACUACGUUGCCGAUGUCGAAGUUGAUGGUAGAAAAGUUGAAUUGGCUUUAUGGGAUACUGCUGGUCAAGAAGAUUAUGAUAGAUUAAGACCAUUAUCUUAUCCAGAUUCAAAUGUUAUUUUAAUUUGUUUCUCUGUUGAUUCUCCAGAUUCCUUGGAUAACGUUUUAGAAAAAUGGAUUUCUGAAGUUUUACAUUUCUGUCAAGGGGUUCCUAUUAUCUUGGUUGGUUGUAAAUCAGAUUUAAGAAAUGACCCUGAUACUAUUGAACAAUUAAGACAACAACAACAACAACCAGUUUCUUCUUCUGAAGGUCAAGCUGUUGCUACUAAGAUCGGUACCCAAUACUACUUGGAAUGUUCUGCUAGAACCGGUGAAGGGGUUAAAGAAGUUUUUGAAGCCGCCACUAGAGCUUCUUUGAAAACUAAAGAAAAGAAGGAAAAGAAGAAGAAGUGUGUUGUUUUAUAA
Hyphopichia burtonii NRRL Y-1933 is the source of this 678-nucleotide messenger RNA. RefSeq names its product Rho family GTPase (gene RHO1). Lineage: Eukaryota; Fungi; Ascomycota; Pichiomycetes; Serinales; Debaryomycetaceae. Gene Ontology annotation, biological process: small GTPase-mediated signal transduction. Gene Ontology annotation, molecular function: GTP binding; GTPase activity. Bases 82 to 678 code for a protein of 198 amino acids. The transcript has a single exon. The record is from RefSeq and is a predicted model, not a curated record.